Molecule: messenger RNA, 1301 nt
Organism: Fusarium odoratissimum NRRL 54006
Lineage: Eukaryota; Fungi; Ascomycota; Sordariomycetes; Hypocreales; Nectriaceae
Exons: 1
Coding region: 270-1292 (340 amino acids)
Molecular function (GO): oxidoreductase activity, acting on NAD(P)H
Source: RefSeq, a predicted model, not a curated record
CGAGACAAUACCGCGGCAAGCACCGAGGCCCAAAAACUCUCUUAAACACCGCUAAACCGAUCGUGGACCAAGUCCCAGCCAACCACACGAUAAUUGACGUGAUGAACGGGUCCCUUUGUCAGGAAUGACGAAGAGCAUUCGACGUCAAUCUUACUCGUAGCCAAGAUUUUACAUCUGCAAGCACUUACACUUACAUCUCUAUUUUUUGUCUUACGAUAGAUCUAUCUGAGUUAAAUUGUCUUAUCUUUAGAGUUACUUCAUCUGCCGAUAUGCCUUCCAACAACGCCGCCUGGCUGGUCGCCGCAAAGACGUCACCACUCGAGGUCAAGGAAGCCCCCCUCACCGAACCAUCUUCAGGCCACAUCCUCGUCAAAAACUCAGCCAUUGCGAUCAACCCCGUUGACAUCGCCAACCAAUACGUCGGCAUCUUCAUCCAACCCUCUCAAUACCCCGUUAUUCUCGGCGAAGAUGUCGCCGGCACCGUUGAAGCCGUAGGCCCUGAUAUCACCGCCUUCAAGCCCGGCGACAGAGUCCUGGGCUAUGCGACGUCACUCGCUACCAAGGAUAAUGCGCACAGCGCAUUCCAGGAAUACACGGUUAUUCGCGCCGAGUGCGCUUCUAAAAUUCCGGAGGGUUUGAGCUUUGAACAAGCUGCUGUUUUGCCGCUUUCGCUUGCUACGGCUGCGUGGUCGCUUUUCGGCGAUGUGACGCUGGCGAUGAGAUAUCCUAGUCUUAACCCUACGCCUACUGGGGAGACGGUUCUCAUCUGGGGAGGGGCAUCUAGUGUCGGUGGUUCAGCAGUUCAACUUGCUAAAGCGGCUGGCUACGAAGUAAUCACGACUGCAUCUGCCAAAAACCACGAAUACGUCAAGAGUCUUGGAGCAGACCACGUUUUCGAAUACAAGUCUCCCCAGGUCACCAAAGACAUCGCCUCUCUGCUCACCGGUAAGAAGCUCGCGGGUGCGUUUGACGCCAGUGGUUCAGAAGACGGCAUGAACAGCGCAAGCCAAUCGAUUGUUCACGCCGACGGUCUUCGCAAGCUCAUUUGCGUUCGAUCUGCCUCCUCUGAAGUCGCGGGCGUUGAGGCCAAGACUAUUCUUUCCAUUGGUAUUAUCAACACCCCUGUUGCCAAGGCUGUUUUCGGGGACUAUAUACCCGCUGCUUUGGAGCAGGGCAAGUUCAAGGCUGUUCCAGAAGCGGAGGUUGUUGGAAAGGGUCUAGAGGCUGUUCAGCUGGGCAUCAAUACGCUCGCCAAGGGCGUUUCGGCUAAGAAGAUCGUUGUUGCUCUGUAAAGAGGAAUA